CUUAUCCUGGCACCAAUCCAAGACGUGUGUCGCGCCGUUCGUUGGAUCGUACUCCUACCCCUUCCUAUCGUUCUUCUCACUUACUAGUUUGAAAAAAAGUCAUCUAGUUUUUGUGUUCGGCUUCCAUCAUGUUCAUCUUUUGGCUGAGGCACAUUGUCAAGACAGCCGCAUUUCGAUCGUACAGUCUCCUCUCUGUACUCCUGCGACUGAUCCGACACUGUCAAUCUAUCCUGAAUGGGAAGGAGGAAGACUUUCGUGAACGGCCUGGCGGUUUAACAUUGAGCUCUCGACCAGGGACAAACUUGAACCAACCCGACUCCGAGCCUGCGCCUCCUGUGAGCCUUGCAGUGCCGUUGCUCAAGGCACCUCUACAAAGUCUACACACCCAAGGGUCCCAACCUCAAAUGGACAUUCAGGAUCGUCAGAUGCCAACUCCUGGGCUUCAUGGAGGGUCGAACGAUGCAGCUUUUAACAUGGACUUUCCGCCGAACUCUUCUGCGCCAUCGAGGCUAAGUUCUGCGUCCGAAGCCGGCAUCCUCGAAGUGGGUAUCGCCACGCCGCCACCUCUGGUGGCGCCAGGCCAGACCUUUGAUAUCACUCUCACUCCCAUUACACCCUAUCAGGUCAAACGAUAUCGGAGGGAUGUGCGAGUUAAAAAUGAGUAUGAGCUAUUUUUGAUCGAAAAAGGACCUUUGGAUUGUUCAGAGGAGCUUGCUCCGGUAGCGGAAUGGGACCCACUCACCCAACCAGAAGGGGCUUUGAUCUUCUAUCAGCCAUAUAAAAGAGUUUUCACUGAUGUUGAUGUUCGAGAUCCUGAAACCAUGGUCAAAAUUAACAAAGCUGUCGAGAAGGCGUACCAAGAAGCGCGCAAUGCAAGCAUCCCCUUGGAUCCGUUGGUCGAGCUAGGGUUAGAGCUUAUGGUGGAGAAUGACGAAGAAACAUGGGGCUACUACUUUGUUGACCACAAAAGACGUGUCAUUUUCUGGUUCGAAGACAACAGAUCUCAUUCCCUCAUGAAUUUUGUUCGAGGCGUAGAGCGAAAAAGUCAUAUCAAGUAUGCACUAGAAUCACAGUACUGGACACACAUCGAGUUAUUUCCAAACAGACGCUUCCUUCCGGAUGACAUUGUCGUGGAACUCAAAGAGCUCAUUAUGUUCGCUCAGGCAGACAGUAUCACUUCUCAAACAUCCCUAGUACGUUUUACUUCGGACCAGAUCCCAAGUAUUCUCAGCCUCGUUGAUCUUAUUACAAGUGAGUCGAUCGCUAUUGUGGGGUCGUCGUUGAUUGUCUUUUCAGAGAGUGUUAACAAGAAGAAGCGCGAGCAUUCCGUGUGGAUCACCGCUCGAUUUAUGAAAGAUCUCUGCAAAACAAAGUUUGAAAAUUUCUGCGGACAACCAAGCGCCCGACUUAUUGUAGACCAAUCAUUAUACGAAAAAUCUAACACCUCGCAAAGCAUGUUUUUUUGUGCCCUGAAUGUUAUUUUCUUUGGAUCCCCUGAUGCUCAGAGCAGGGCCUUCCACAAGAUAUUGGUCGAUCGAAAAAUCAUUGAUGUGCGGUGGAAGCAGUACAUGGACAAGCUGAACAGCGACUGGAAUGGAUAUACAAUAUUUUCUACUGUGAUGCUUGCUGUUGAUAUCAGCUUUCUGACAGUCCCAUCCGUCCAGACUCAAACGCUUGCGACCCUUCUAUCUUACAUGUCUACCCUCUGCACCAUGGGCUCGUUAGUGGUUACACUAUUAUUGGUUGCACGAGUUAAUAAAAGACUACGAGGCUCUAAUACAGCCGUGGCUUCUUUCCUAAUAGAACUGGCGGAUCCCACACUCGACAUCGAAAACUUUCCGCUUAUGCUUAGUCUACCGUUCGGAUUUCUUGUUUGGGGAAUAGCAUUCUUUGCUGCAGCACUGUCUGUCGUGAUUUUCAACAACACUUCUGUGACUGUCGUCAUGAUUGCGGUUCCGAUGUGGGUAUCCAUAGUCACUCUAGCGGUAUGGCCCAUAGUGGCUGCAAAUCGUAUGCACAUCACGUCCGUCUGCAUGCGGCUUUACAUGUGGUACUGGAACACAAGCCAGUUCAUUAUCUACCUGUGGCACCAGCUUUACACGUGGUGCUGGAUCACAGGACAGCACACCUCUCGCCUGUGGAACAGGGUCAUAGAACAAGUGUCACCUACGGCUACUACCCCCUCUCAUGUCUAAUUUGUAUGGUCUGUGAUUGCAGAGGAGUUUCUGUAGCACGUGCAACUUUAUAGCGAUUUAUGCCAUACCCUUUUCCUCUCGAAUAUCUAUACACAGGAUGUAAUGUAAAUAUCAGCUCCGGGUUUAUUGCUC
Molecule: messenger RNA, 2327 nt
Organism: Suillus discolor
Lineage: Eukaryota; Fungi; Basidiomycota; Agaricomycetes; Boletales; Suillaceae
Exons: 12
Coding region: 129-2195 (688 amino acids)
Source: RefSeq, a predicted model, not a curated record